This is a messenger RNA of Hordeum vulgare subsp. vulgare (domesticated barley), 1885 nucleotides long. Its product is annotated as protein SHI RELATED SEQUENCE 1-like. Gene Ontology annotation, biological process: positive regulation of DNA-templated transcription. NCBI's taxonomy places the organism in Eukaryota, Viridiplantae, Streptophyta, Magnoliopsida, Poales, Poaceae. Gene Ontology annotation, cellular component: nucleus. The record is from RefSeq and is a predicted model, not a curated record. The transcript is spliced from 3 exons. Bases 552 to 1586 code for a protein of 344 amino acids. Gene Ontology annotation, molecular function: DNA binding; DNA-binding transcription factor activity.
UUUGUUCUUCUUUCAUCCGGUUGGGUAGACAGAGAGGGAAGCACAACUGCGCAAGGAAAGGAGGAAAGAUAAGGAAGCAGCAGGCAGCGGCAGCAGCAGCAGGAGCGAGGUCGGUCGAUCGAGCGCCGAGCUGCGGGAAGCAAUAAAUACAAAUUAAGGUUGGAGCCGCGCCACCAUGGCGGCGUUUGCAGGCGCUCUAGAAUUCCUCCCCGGCGGCCCAUCAUCCCUCCCCCAAUCCUUCUUCUUUAUAUAGCCUAGCCACGCACUUGGCUCCCCUCACCACCUCAAAAAGCACCUUACCCCACUCCCUCCUAACCUCCUCCUCCCUCUCCCUUCCUCCCCCUAGUGAGUGAGAAGAGAACAAAGCCAGGCCUUAGGCAGCCUCAGCUGUCAAGAGGAAUAAUCAAGAGGAGAUCGAGAAUUAGAGGCAAAGAUCAAGCUACCUCUAUCCUCACGGCAAGAAAGAAAGGAGGUGAGAGGGAAGGAAGGAGAAAGCAAGGGAGCGAGCGCGCUGGCAGGAGCUUCUUGAUGGGUGUUGGCUGCUGCCGUGGAUGGCGGGGUUCUCUCUGAGGGGAGGCGGCGGCAGCGGAGGUAGCGGGGGGAGGAGCGGUGACCGCGGCGAUCAUCCCAUCGGGGCAGACAGCCUGUUUCUGUACGCGCGCGGCGCGGCCGCCGCGGCCGCCGACACGGCGGGCGGCGGCGGCGGGGGAGGAGGCGGGAUAGGGUUCCAGCUAUGGCACCCUCAUCACCAGCAGGCGGCCGCCGUGCCGCACACGUCGCAGUUCUUCUCCUCUGGGGUGGCCACCGGCGUCGUGCUGGGCUUCUCGCCGCAUGAGGGCGGCGGCGUGGGCGGCGUUGGCUUGGCUGGUGGAGGCGGCCCGGGGGGCGGGAGGGCCGGCACGAGCUGCCAGGACUGCGGAAACAACGCCAAGAAGGACUGCACCCACCAGCGCUGCCGGACCUGCUGUCGCAGCCGCGGCUUCAACUGCUCCACCCACGUCAAGAGCACCUGGGUCCCCGCCUCAAAGCGCCGCGAGCGCCAGCAGCAGCUCGCCGCCCUCUUCCGCGGAGCCGCAGCCAACAACAGCGCUGCCGCGGCCGCGGCCGUCGCCGUUGCCAACAAGCGGCCCCGCGAGCUCGUGCGCUCACUCGGCCGCUUGCCGUCCGCGACCACCGCCAUGGUCGACGCCACCACUUCCUCAGGCGAGGGGGACGGGAGGUUUCCGCCGGAGCUGAGCCUGGAGGCCGUGUUCCGGUGCGUGCGGAUCGGGCCGGUGGACGAGCCGGACGCGGAGUUCGCGUACCAGACGGCAGUGAGCAUCGGGGGGCACACGUUCAAGGGGAUCCUGCGGGACCAUGGGCCGGCGGAAGAGGCGGCUGGGCAGCUGCCGCCGUCGUCCGCGGAGUACCACCAGCUGACAGGGGCCGCGAGGGAGGGGUCCUCGCCGGCCGGGAGCAGCGAGGCGGCCGGCGGGCACGGAGCGACGGUGGCGACGUCCGCGGCGGUGCUCAUGGACCCCUACCCGACGCCGAUCGGCGCCUUCGCCGCAGGCACCCAGUUCUUCCCUCAUAACCCUAGAACCUAGCUUCAAUUCCUGCCAUGAAUUCCUAGCAAGUUUCAUUUACUGCCAAGGAUGACGAUCGAGUUGCAUUGAUCCAAGUCGAGCAAACAAUAUCCAGCCAAGCAGAUCGAAGAAGAGGAGAAUUGUUGUCCGUGAACACUAAUGCAUCUCGUUAGCUAGCUAGAGCUACUACUUUUGGAUCCUUCCAUGCAAUUUUAAUUCCCAGUUGGUUAAUUAGCAAUGACCUUAAUGCAUUGGUGCAAUUAAAGAGAGAUAAACUAAAGUGUAUCUUAAUCGCUUCCUUUUGAAAUCGUUUACUACUA